UAAGGAAGUAAUAGGAACUGGAGUCUUCCAGAAUUAUAUGAAUUUGGAUGCUGACACUUUAAAAGGUGUGAGACCAGUCAGAGCCGGUUUGCCUUAGUGGAGAACAGGUCCAGAGUAUUUACUGAAUUUGCGGAAUCGGUUUUACAAAAAGAAAAACAUGGAAAAAAAAAUCUAUGGAAUGAUUCAGGUAUUGAUAUUUGCAAUUGCUGGAGUCUUGGUGUCAACCAGCCCAAUGAAACCAUAUGAAAUUUCUCCUACCACGUCAGGACCGCCUAGAGAUCUGAAAGCAAUUAAAGAUGAAGUUAAAUCCUGGCCUAAAAUAUUCUACUUAAGCAUGGAUCCAAAUGAUCCCAUUGUUUGCUAUUCAGGAAUAAAAUUUAAUUUCACAGAAAAUGAGAACAAAACAACUUCUCAGGAUGAAAAAAACAACCAAAGGAUAUUUACUCUUAGCAAGGAUCCAUUAUACCCUGUGACAUGCAGAAAAGGUCCUGUUCCAGUAACUUUAAUGGAUACUUACACUGUCCUGGAAGAAGACAAUGGAGGCAAUAUCACUAACGUGACUUGUAUAAGAAGAGAUUAUGAAAAAAAUAUUUCGGCAAUAUUCAUCCAUCAAACUGGGCCUUUACAUACAGCAUGGAAUAUUUUUAACAGCUCCAUUCCUUAUGGCUUCAUGACAGCUACAGAUUUAAACAACAUUGAUGAAAAACAUGUUUUAAAAGAAUACGAAGUUGACUGUGGAGAGUAUGGAAUCGAUACUGGUGAUAAAGGUCUUUGUCCAGGAUUAGCUGCUUCUUUAUGUGGCUAAUUAGAUGAUUAUGGAUAUCCACACGCAUUUAAUAAUAUAUAUAUUAUAUAAGCUAGGUUAAUGAAGUGUACCUUACACAAUAAUGUUACUUAAGGAAAUAUCUGUUAAAUUAUUUGUAUUAAUUUAUAUUAAAAAUGUUCUAUUUAUAA
Messenger RNA from Nezara viridula (southern green stink bug), 954 nucleotides. Lineage: Eukaryota; Metazoa; Arthropoda; Insecta; Hemiptera; Pentatomidae. The record is from the annotation of a GenBank genome assembly.